Messenger RNA from Rhipicephalus sanguineus (brown dog tick), 701 nucleotides. RefSeq lists its product as uncharacterized. The coding region runs from base 12 to 701 and encodes 229 amino acids. The transcript has a single exon. Lineage: Eukaryota; Metazoa; Arthropoda; Arachnida; Ixodida; Ixodidae. The record is from RefSeq and is a predicted model, not a curated record.
UUUUACCCCAAAUGUUUCCUGACUCCCAGAUUGCUGGAAAGGUUUCUUGUGGAAGAACAAAAGCAUCCUAUAUGAUUUCAGAUGGAUUAGGGCCAUAUUUCAAGAAGAAAGUCGUUGAGGAGCUUAGCAGGCCAGAUGUGUACUACUCUAUUCAAAUCGACGAGACACCCAAACCUGAACAAAGAGUACAACAACUGGAUGUACUCGUGCGUUACUUUUCAAGGAAGCAACAGAGGGUUGUCAUCGAACACCUGGAGUCAUUCAACCUGGGUCGUGCUACAGCAGAUAUAAUAGUUGACUGCAUCGAAAGGAGCAUCACGGAGCUUCCCAAGGAAAAGCUACUCUGCUUCUUCAGUGAUGGCCCCAAUACAAUGAAAAGUGUGAAGAAGAAAUUGAAGGAAUCUGUCCACAUAAAUAUUCUGGACAUUGGAGAGUGUAAUCUCCAUAAAGUGCAUAAUUCUUUCGGCACUGGCCUUACGGCUUUUGGUGCAGAUGUGGAGCUGCUAGUGAUGGAUGUGUAUUAUUUUUUUAAGCAUGCUGUCCGGUCUUCACAGUUUAGCAGCCAGCAAAAGGACCUUGGUAUUCCGGAACACAUUUUUUUAAGGCACGUAAACAACAGAUGGCUCACAUUUCAGGGCAGCCUAGAGCGCGUGCUCGAGCAGUAUGAUUGCGCUGAAGGCGUAUUUUCACCGUGCAGCUGA